Eupeodes corollae is the source of this 1544-nucleotide messenger RNA. It is a transcript of the gene ppk31, whose product is annotated as pickpocket protein 19. Lineage: Eukaryota; Metazoa; Arthropoda; Insecta; Diptera; Syrphidae. Gene Ontology annotation, molecular function: ligand-gated sodium channel activity. Gene Ontology annotation, biological process: sodium ion transmembrane transport. Bases 252 to 1508 code for a protein of 418 amino acids. Gene Ontology annotation, cellular component: membrane. The transcript is spliced from 9 exons. The record is from RefSeq and is a predicted model, not a curated record.
CAACUCAAAUGUAUACAAAUUAACCACAAAGAAGUCUAAUUAUUCAAUUAUUGUUUAGCUGACUUGAAACCCUUUAUUGAGUAUACACAUAUUAUUGGUAUAGAAAGGUUCGGGUAUACAGAAAGUCCAAUGAGACUUAAAAUUCAUAUAGAAGCAAUACAAAGCUUAUAUUCUUUCUUUUUAUAUUUUUAACAACAUUUUCAUAAAAUAUAAAACUAUGAUUUAGUUAAAUUACGUUUCCAUUAAAAAGUAUGAUAAGUUUUAAAAAAUGUCUUACAUUAUUCCUUUUUGCCUUUGCUGGACUUUAUGUAAUUCCCUACUUUUUAAGGAUUUCAUAUGGAUUAUAUAAGAGUUUUCUUACAUCUUCAGUUACAUUCAAUUUGGAUACGUUGUAUUUAGAUUGGAACACUUCAUUUCCAGCAGUAACAGUCUGUGAAUUAUAUAACGGUGAACGAAUUUGGGAUAUUAGCGAAAGAUAUUUUGGUACCAAUAGAAGCUCACAAAUCGACGAUUAUUUAGCUGAAGUCUUAUUCUUCCGUGGAACUUGUGCAUCGUGCAGUGAAUGUGAAGAAAUAGACUGUCCAACUGAUUUUCAUAAACUUUUAGAAAUCUUUCGCACAAAUUGCUCAGAUCUGUUUGAUGAAUGUUCUUGGCACAAUGCAGACUUCGAUUGCUGUUCGGAAUUUCUUCCAAUUAACACGGAGUAUGGGUUGUGUUAUUCAUUCAACUCGAAUCAUGCCAGAAAAGCUAGAAAAUCCAAAUACUAUACAAAUCGUAUCACUGGUCCAGGAAACUUGCAAUUUUUUGUAUCCAGAGAUGUACAAGUUCAUAUUCAUCCACCAAUGGAAAUUCCGUACUUCUAUUCUGACGGAGUUUUUCGAGAGACAAUACUUUGGGGAACAUCUCAGGAAAUAAUGUUCAAUGUCAUGGAAAUCUACAACGAUGCAAGUGUGGUUACUUUGGAUCCGGGGAAAAGACAUUGUCGUUUCGGUAAUGAGAUUCAAGAAGAUUUCAAACUGUACAGAUUUUAUAGCUACUCUACAUGCGUUGUGGAAUGCAUGCGUGAUCUCAGCAUCUACGUUUGUAAUUGUACCAAUCAUUUUUUAGUUAAUGAUGAGAACGAUGGUCCCGUUUGCAACGACUUUGGUCUUUCCUGUCUUACGGAGAGUUAUAAUAUGAUACUUGAACAGAGAAAAGAGUGCAAGUGUAUAAAUUCCUGUGAGGAACCCGAAUACGACAUUGUUUACAAUGCCGGAGAUGGGGCAAUUGAUGAUGACCUUGUGAUGAGUAAAAUUUUGAUAAAAAUGAUGGACAUUCCAACGCAACGCUAUGUGCGAAUAGUUUCUAAAAAUAGUCUGGAUCUAAUAAUUUCAGUUGGUGGAAUAGCUGGACUGUUUUUUGGAGCAUCUCUUAUUAAAGUCUUUGAAGUUAUAUAUUUUCUUUUGCAGUACAAAUUGAAACUGUUUGCCAUUUUGAAACAUAAAAUAAAUAGAAAAAAAUCAAAGUGAAAAAAGUAUAUUUUAAUGAUAAUAAGUUAAUUAAAU